Mugil cephalus (flathead mullet) is the source of this 1503-nucleotide messenger RNA. RefSeq lists its product as uncharacterized. The record is from RefSeq and is a predicted model, not a curated record. The transcript has 6 exons. Gene Ontology annotation, molecular function: signaling receptor activity. Gene Ontology annotation, cellular component: cell surface. The coding region runs from base 93 to 905 and encodes 270 amino acids. Lineage: Eukaryota; Metazoa; Chordata; Actinopteri; Mugiliformes; Mugilidae.
UGUGUCUUGAGUUCAGAGGAGUGACCACAUCAUUAAAAGAAGAGAGAAGUUCCUGGUUUGACACUGAAGAAGGACGAAGAGUCAGCCUCAAUAUGAAAGUCUGUCACACUCUGAUUUACUUCAUAUUCCUCAUGCUGGAGGAUGGAAACUCCUGUUUUAUCAGUGAUGAAAUCCCCAUCUACACACAAGAAGAAGGAAGAAGCAUCACGGUUGAAUGUUCAGUUUUUAUCCUUGAAGGAAGGAAGUUGUUCUGUAAGGACAGAUGUGAAGAUGGAACCAUUCUCGUUGAAACAACGGAUGACACGGCUCACAGAGGCAGAUACAGCAUUGAAUUUAAGAAACAAUCUGCAUCCACUUACGCUGCUCCAUCUGUGAGCAUCACACAGCUGAAGAAGUCUGACUCCGGACGCUACAGGUGUCUUGUGACACCAUCCUCAGUUUCAGUUCCAUAUGACGAUUUUGAAAUCGUUGUCAACGAAGCUUCAGCGACCUCACCACCAACGUCAACUCCUGGACCUUCGGCAACAACAUUUGUACCAUCAUCCCCCCCUGCAGCAACAACCCCAACUUUAAGCUCCACGUCUUCAUCCUCCUCCUCUGAAAUCCCUGAGCUGCUAGCAGUCUCUCAACCAGGUACCCUCUUGGUUGUGGGUGUACGUACAGCUGUGGUGGUGGUGGUUUUACUGUUAUCCGUUGUUCUGCUGCUCGUCUACAAAAGGAAGACAGGGGGCUCUGUUUGUUUGAAGAAGAGAAGAAGCUCAGACCGCAACAGUACUAAGGUUGCUGUCUAUGAGAACUGUUCUCCUGUCUCUACAUGUGAGGACUCCACCUACCAGAGCCUGAAUCCAGCCAGCAGGGACCAGGACCAAACCUACUCUACACUCACAGAGACACAACAAAAAUGAUCCUGUCCACAUUUAGAGCUGGAUUUUUAUACUGUGCAGGUUAAUGUUGCAGCGUGCCAGUAUUGUUUUGGUUGCUAAAAAUAUCUUCAGCUUAAAUAAAUAAGAGGGAACACAAAGUUAUUUCCCUUAUUCCAAUUAUAGUCUAGUAACUCCGGAGUCCACUCAAAGGCGCCACCUGCUGGUGAUACAGCAGUACUCACAAAUUGUUAAGUUGCACUUUGCUCAUAAAUCUGUCUGUUAUGUUGAUCUUCUGCAGCUCUGCAUGGAGCUCCACAGUGUCUCAUGAAGGAAGCUAAAUAGCACGUGCUCGACGAAAACUGCUUUAGAAAACAUGCUCAUAAAACAUACAAAAAAGAAAAAAAUACAUGUUGGCUCUGGAAAUGAAAUAUAUUAAUAAAUAUACAUAUAUACAUUAUAUUGGAAGUGCUCUGCUUUAAGUCAGUGGGAAUUUUCUUUUUAUUCCAGGUUGCCAUGUGCGCGUAUACAGUCCUGCUCACCAUUAUUGGCACCCAUGAAGUUAUAUACAUAAUGUGGAAUAUCAUCUGGAAAAAAAAAUGAAUCAUGUGAAACAUUUCAAACAAUAAACCAAGAGAAUGGA